Molecule: messenger RNA, 3118 nt
Organism: Manduca sexta (tobacco hornworm)
Lineage: Eukaryota; Metazoa; Arthropoda; Insecta; Lepidoptera; Sphingidae
Gene: Rpn1
Product: 26S proteasome non-ATPase regulatory subunit 2
Exons: 18
Coding region: 120-2903 (927 amino acids)
Biological process (GO): proteasome-mediated ubiquitin-dependent protein catabolic process; regulation of protein catabolic process
Cellular component (GO): proteasome regulatory particle, base subcomplex; nucleus; proteasome storage granule
Molecular function (GO): enzyme regulator activity
Source: RefSeq, a predicted model, not a curated record
CCACACUGACGCCGUCCGUGGUGACUUGUCAAAAUUCAUAAACUGAAAUCCUAAUCGAAUUCGUGAACUCUGCAAAACAUUGUUAAAAUUUUAAGAAGUGCAUAAAGAAAUACACCAUCAUGACGGUAAAAAAUAAAACCGAAGAACCCAAAAAGGAAAAAGCUGAGCCCGCCGUAGCUCCAAGUGAUGAUCUUUCUGAAGAAGACAAACGUCUGCAAGAGGAGCUCAAUAUGCUGGUUGAUAAACUGCUGGGUCCCGAUGUCGACCAAUAUUUACCAGCGUUGCAAAUGUUGAGCAACCUUAUCAGAACUUCAACUACUUCCAUGACGUCAGUACCAAAACCUCUUAAGUUUCUGAGGGAGCAUUAUCCAGCAUUGAAACAAGUUCAUGAAAAAAUUACUGACAGAGAAACACAGAAAUUCUGUGCAGAUAUUAUAUCUGUCCUAGCUAUGGGGCUUAGUGGAACUUCAGAAGUUGCACAAAGAGGGGAAUGUGUCAGAUACUGUCUGGUUGGAACCAGAUCUAAUGUUGGUGAUUGGGGACAUGAAUAUGUCAGACAACUAGAAGGUGAGAUUGCAGAAGAAUGGGAUAUAGAGAACAAGCACAUAUUGCUCCCACUAGUCCGUGACGUAAUCUCGUUUGACAUGAAACAUUCUGCUGAGAUCCAAGCGUGUGAUCUGCUGAUGGAGAUUGACAGACUAGAUCUGCUAAAACAACACAUGGAUCAGAGCAACUACCCACGAGUGUGCUUGUAUUUAAUUGGAUGUGCCAGCUAUGUGGUGGAGCCUGAGUCUACACAGAUUCUACAAGGUGUUCUUGAUGCGUAUCUGCAAUUUGGCGAGUACCCACGAGCCUUGCUUGUCGCCAUGCAAUUGCAUGACAAAACCAAAUGUGAAAAGGUCUUCAAUGCUUGUAAUGAUCCGUUGAUCAAAAAACAAUUGUGCUACAUGCUCGCACGUCAGUACAUACCAUUAGAAGUGGAAGAUGAAGAUCUCCGCACUAUACUGCUGAAUGCUCACAUCAAUGAUCACUUCCUCAGCUUGGCUCGAGAGCUUGAUAUUAUGGAACCUAAAACACCUGAAGAAGUGUACAAGACCUGGCUAGAGUCUGCUGGCUCUGCCCUUCGUCCUUCUCUGCUCACAGAGCAUCCAGUGGACUCGGCGCGCCAGAACCUUUCCGCGACGUUCGUCAAUGCGUUCGUUAAUGCCGGUUUUGGUCGCGACAAACUAGUCACAACUGAAGACGGAAAUAAGUGGAUGUACAAAAAUAAGGAUCAUGGCAUGCUUUCUGCCGCGGCGUCGCUCGGUAUGAUCCACUUGUGGGAUGUGGACGGCGGCUUGACUCCCAUUGACAAGUAUUUAUACACUGUCGAUGAGCAUAUCAAAGCUGGAGCACUACUCGCUUUAGGUCUCGUGAACUGUGGCGUACGCAACGAAUGCGACCCUGCCCUGGCUCUAUUGUCUGAUUAUGUGUUACAUUCGAGCUCCAACCUAAGAAUUGGCAGUGUUUUAGGCCUGGGUAUUGCAUACGCGGGUACGCAGCGCGAGGAUGUGCUGUCGCACCUGGUGCCGGUGCUCGGAGACGCGGCCGCCCCGCCCGAGAUCUGCGCACUCGCCGCUCUCUCCUGCGGACUCAUCGCGGUCGGAUCGUGCAAUGGAGAUGUUACUUGCGCAAUUAUUCAGCGUCUCAUUGAUGACAACAAAGAUUUGCAUUCCUCUACUUACGCCCGAUUCUUGCAUCUGGGUCUCGGGUUAUGUUUCUUGGGCUGCAAGGAGCGCACGGAGGCGACGAUGGCGGCGCUGGAGGUACUGCCCGAGCCGCAGCAGUCACUGUGCCAGACCACGCUCUCCAUGUGCGCGUACGCAGGCACCGGCGAUGUACUCGUUGUGCAGCAGAUGCUGCACAUCUGCUCCAAGCACUAUGACACGGAUAAUGAACAAUCCUCGGCUGAAGACACUGCUUUCAAAAAAUCUGAAAAAAAGGAUGCCAAAGAGGGAACGAGUACUGCUAGCACCUCAAAAGAUGACAAAAACAAGAGUAAGUCUUCUAAGGACGGUAAAAGCAAGGAAAAAGAUAAGGAAAAGGAAGCCAACAAGGAGCUGUCGUCCGUGCAAGCUGUCGCCACACUGGGUGUGGCCGUCAUCGCGCUCGCUGAAGAGACCGGCGCCGAGAUGUGCACGCGGAUCUUUGGACAGCUCGGUCGUUACGGCGAGCCUGCAGUUCGCAGAGCGGUGCCGCUAGCCAUUGCAUUGUGCUCAAUCUCCAAUCCGCAGUUGUCUGUAAUAGACGUGUUGAACAAGUAUUCUCACGACUCUGACAAUGACGUCGCAUACAAUGCUAUCUUCGCCAUGGGUCUUGUAGGUGCGGGGACAAACAAUGCCAGGUUGGCGACGAUGCUCCGCGCCUUGGCCUUGUACCACGGCAAAUCUCCCGUGCACCUGUUCAUGGUGCGGCUUGCACAGGGUUUGUGUCACGCCGGCAAGGGGACGGUGACACUGUGCCCCACGCAUGCCGACCGCCGCCUCAUCAACCAGCCCGCCCUCGCCGGCCUGUUAGUCGUGCUCACUGCCUUUUUAGAUUGCAAGAACAUAAUUCUGGGCAAGUCCCAUUACCUCCUGUAUGUGUUGGCGACGGCGAUGCAGCCCCGUUGGUUGGUCACUCUCGAUGAGAAUCUUCAACCCCUGAACGUCAGUGUGCGCGUUGGACAGGCUGUAGAUGUAAUUGGCAAGGCCGGAACACCAAAAACGAUAGCUGGUUCUCACACUCACACUACACCAGUGCUGCUGUCGUUUGGCGAGAGAGCGGAACUUGCGACUGACGAAUAUAUUCCUCUGUCUCCUGUCAUGGAAGGCUUUGUCAUUCUCAAGAAGAAUGAAGACAGCGUGAUGGCAUCAGUACAGUGAAGUGUUAGGAUAAUAAUUAGCCACUGGACCGGGAUAACAGCAGUGCCCCCUUUCUAUAAUUUAAUUAUUAUAAAUAAAUUGUUAAGAAUAGGCCUUAUGCAAUCUUUAAUACCAGGAUGCCUUGGUCAUAAAAGUGACUCGGUCCAGCUUAGAAAUAUUAUGUUCUCUGUAUUAUCAAUGUACUAAUUUUUAAAUAAAAAAAAUAAGUAAUUUAA